Calliphora vicina (urban bluebottle blowfly) is the source of this 933-nucleotide messenger RNA. RefSeq names its product alpha-tocopherol transfer protein-like. The transcript is spliced from 3 exons. Lineage: Eukaryota; Metazoa; Arthropoda; Insecta; Diptera; Calliphoridae. The record is from RefSeq and is a predicted model, not a curated record. Bases 1 to 933 code for a protein of 310 amino acids. Gene Ontology annotation, molecular function: phosphatidylinositol bisphosphate binding. Gene Ontology annotation, cellular component: membrane.
AUGGCCCAAAUAAGACCCUUAAAUGAACAUUUACAAAAGGCUGCCGACGAACAAUUGGACGAAGAUCCUGCUCGCAUUGUUGCAGAUUUAGAGGCACUUAAAACCUGGAUAAAACAGCAACCGCAUCUCAAAGCCAAUACUGAUGAUCAAUUUUUAAUGGCUUUUCUCAGAGGCUGUAAAUAUAGUUUGGAAAGAGCGAAAUCAAAAAUCGAUAAGUUCUUUACCUUGAAAACAAAAUUUCCGGAAAUGUUUGGGGUAAACGAUAUAGAUAGUGCUAGAUUUAAGGAGAUCUAUAAAAUGGGAAUGUGGGUUUAUUUGCCCACCCCCUUAAAUGAGACUGGCCCUAGGAUUUGUGUAAUGCGCAGUGGUUUAUAUUCAGCCGAUAAAUAUUCCGUUGAAGAAAUCAUGGGUGUAGCUAAUGCUGUACAAGAGGUGCUAAUGCUGGACGAUGAUUAUGCCACCAUUAAUGGUGUGGUAUUUAUAGGAGACUUUGAAAAGGCCAGCAUGGCUCAUAUGUUUCAAAUGACCCCGGCGGUAAUGAAAAAAAUGGCAGUGUUUUCCGAAGAAGCGGUGCCGCUAAGACCCAAAUCCUCUCACUUUAUUAAUACGCCCAGUGGUUUUGAGACGGUAUUCAAUAUGGUGAAACCCAUGUUGUCACAGAAGCAACAAAAUCGGUUAUACGUCCAUGGCCAUAAACUGGAUUCAUUGACCCAACAAAUUCCCCUUAAAUAUUUGCCCAAAGAAUAUGGCGGCGAAAAUGGUUCUUUUGAGGAAAUCAAUGCGGCAUGGGAAAAGAAAUUGGAGGACUAUAGAGACUAUUUUAAAAAGAAUGCUGAUUAUGGUACCGAUGAAAAGUUGCGUGUCGGCAAGGCCAUUGAUUUUGAUAGUAUGUUUGGUAUUGAGGGUUCUUUUAGAAAAUUGAAUGUUGAUUGA